Molecule: messenger RNA, 1317 nt
Organism: Colletotrichum karsti
Lineage: Eukaryota; Fungi; Ascomycota; Sordariomycetes; Glomerellales; Glomerellaceae
Exons: 1
Coding region: 1-1317 (438 amino acids)
Source: RefSeq, a predicted model, not a curated record
AUGGCGAAAAUCCUUCACCUUCCCCCCGAGAUCAUUGAUCAACUAUGCACCCACAUCCGCCCGAUGACUCCAACGAGAAUACUCUUCGCCAGCGACACUUCCAACCCUGGCGCUCAGAUGUCAUGGAACGCCCUGUACAGCCUGUCAAUGACCUGCCGAUACCUGCGAGCCGCGAUCGCCGACAGCGGUCUCUUGUACCGCUCCAUCCGGAUGCUACGCUCACCGGACCGUCUCAUCCCGCUCCUGAAGCUGAUCAAGAACAAGCCGGCAGUCGGCGCCGCCAUCCACCAAAUCUGGAUGGUCGUGGACGACGAUGGCAAUCCACCCUGCGUCGAGCUCUGCUUCAGCGAGGCCGCCAUGCUCAGAAAGAUGUCGAGGACCUACAAUAUCAAUGUCUUCAACAACCUGAGGGAUUUGGGAUCGAACAUCUACUACCGCGGAAGUGCCGGACCCCUUCUGAGUCUUCUGUUGGCUCACACACCGCGUGUGAGGGACAUCGGCUUUCUCAUCUGCAGCACGUUCGAGGGAGACAGGACGAGCUCGGAUCAACGCCCUGAGCUAUCACAUUUGAAAUCGCUCUCUCUCAGCUCGGAGUAUUCUCUUGAAGACGCCGGCGCCAAGACCCUGGGUGUUCUUCUCAAGUCGGGGUUCGUGGAGAAUCUGUACUUGGAGAGCAUGUUCAUCAAGACAAGCAAGAUAAUGCUGCCGUCGUGGUUCAAGAACACUUCCUCUUUGACGAUGGACGGAAUCAACCUCAAACCCAGCAAGCUUCGUUCCAUCCUGGGGGGAUGUGCCCCCCUCCACACGUUCAGAUACACUCGGCAAAAGGACGACGAGAGCCUGAUCUUGGACCCCCCGACACUCGUCAGCAUGCUUUCGGAAUCCCACGGAAAGACGCUCCGCACUCUUUGCAUCAAUGAUCGCCAAGAAUGGCUGUACAAUUAUAGAGCCAGAGUCGGUUCCCUCAAGGCCUUCGUCAACGUCGAGAGCCUGUGGCUCGACACCACCAUUAUCGACGGGGUUGAUCGUCUUCAACGGGAGACGGUCUCCGAGCACCGUGCUGUACAGAGGCAGGUCUUGGAAGCCCUUCCACGCUCCUUGAAGAGGAUGUUCCUUGCCAACGGUGCUUUCGGCCGAGGGCCUAUGAAGUGCGUGUCCGUGUCCAGUGAGCUGUCGGAGACGAAAAAGAUGGUUUCCGGCCUGGGUGAGGUUUGGUGGGGGGAGCAAUUUGUGGCGGGCAGGAUUGGAGAGGAGAUUGCGCCUGAGAAGGACAAGGCGGCAUACAAAGCCUAUCUGACGGCUUCGGAGUGGGAGUAG